CCUACGGGCGCCACGUGAAACGCCGUCCGUGCGGAGUGAGUCAUCUGCUCAACAGACGAUCUUUGGACGGAAAGUGGCAAGUUCUACGUUGUGCGCACGCGCUCCCCGGGAUUAAUGUCAAGGCACAAAAGUGGCGCUACACCGUUCCGAGCUCUACUCCGGUGGUUGCCUUAGCAAUGGACGGGGAGUCAGAACCAAACCCUGCCGUAGCAGAAAAGGCAGGGGAGCGGGUGGAGCCCAUGGAUGCCACUCCCUCCCCCCAGCAACAGACCACACCCCCCUCAGAGGAGGCUGGGGAGGCAGUUUCCAUGGUAACAGAAGAUGGAGCCACAAAGGAGGGUGGCACAGAGGACAAUGAUGAUGAUGUGGUUCUCGUAGGGGAGGAGGCUCCCCAGCCUUCUGCCACAACCCUUUCCCAAGACACGCCCAGCACAGACUGCCUAGAGCCAGCUGCUGCCGUGGCAACUGUAGACAUGUCCACGGCAGCGAUGCCUUCCAAGACCCCCAGUUCUCCUGCGUCUUCCAUCACAUCCACGGUGGCAGCACCUCCUAAACCUCCAACCACAGAAGCAGAGCCUAUUGUCAUUGACGAUGAGGAGGACUCUGAACAGAAAGACACUUCCUCCUCACCUGUGCACCCUGGAGACUCCUCAGAACCCCACUCGCCAGGUGCACUCAGCAGCACUGAGCCAGAUUCAGAGAUCAGGAUCGCCAGUGUCACCACACUGGGCUCCAGUAGCCAGAAAGGAAGCUCCACCAUUUCUGCAGUAAAUACUCCACCACAUGCUGUGGACGUCCAUGCAGACAUGAACCUGAUGAUAACCUCUGUGACAUCACUGCAGGACGGGGCAGCAGCUAUCACAGCGGCAGGUGAAGGCCAGGCAGAGGAAAAUGGUCUGCAGAUCAGCAGUGCAUUCAGCCUGAAUGCAGACACCCCACCUGGUCGACCAACAGCCUCCUUCAACCCAGGGCGAGGCUCAGGCCCCAUGGGCCAGCUGGUACAGAAUGGAGACACAGGGACGCACAACAGAGCAGACUCGUGGAUCUCCCAGUCAGCUUCAUUCCCCCGCAACCAAAAGCAGACAGGUGUAGACUCUCCGUCACCAGCCACCUCCCUGCCCAAACCUCCAGGCCAGUCUUCCUCAUCUACUUCCUCCUCAGGCUCCCAGCCACAGCCCAGGACCGUCAAGGUGACCUGUGCUAACUGUAAAAAGCCUCUGAAGAAAGGCCAAACGGCUUACCAACGUAAAGGCUCCACACACCUGUUCUGCUCCACCACCUGUCUCUCUGCCUUCUCACACAAACCCGCCCCCAAGAAGAGCUGCACCAUGUGUAAAAAGGACAUCACAAACAUGAAGGGUACCAUCGUGGCCCAGGUCGACUCCAGCGAGUCUUUCCAGGAGUUCUGCAGCACGGGCUGUCUAGGUGCAUACGAGAACAAACAAAACCCACCCAAAUCAGCCCUCAAAACAAAAUGUACUGUCUGCGGCAAGCUCACAGAGAUACGGCACGAGGUUAGCUUUAAGACUGUGACCCAUAAGAUCUGCAGCGACACAUGUUUCAACGUUUACCGCAGGGCCAACGGGUUGAUCAUGAACUGCUGCGAGCAAUGUGGCGACUACCUGCCCAGCCGAGCGUCAGCAAACCACUUCCUGCUGGUCGAUGGCCAACAGAAACGCUUCUGCUGCCAGAACUGCAUCAGGGAGUACAAGCAGGCCCACAGUAAACUUGCGAGCUGCUUGACUUGCAAAACGCUGAUAAAGACAGGCGAGGUGCUCCACAGCCUCGGAGCGGGAGGCACCAUGGGCUCCUACUGCUCCGUCAACUGCAUGAACAAGGGCAAGCUGGCGUCAACCUCCUUCAUCAACACAGAGCCCACAUGUCACUUCUGUAAGAGGAAUUCAUUACCGCAGUACCAGGCCACGCUGCCAGAAGGAAACAUCCUAAACUUCUGCAGCUCACAGUGUGUUACCAAGUUCCAGAAUGCUACUCUUCAAACGGCCACCAAUGGACAGACGCCCCUCUCUACUACAAACAACAGCGUCCAGCUGAAAUGUAAUUACUGUCGAGGAGCAUUCAGCUUGAAGCCUGAAACACUGGAGUGGGAGGAUAAGGUCUACCAGUUCUGUAGUAAGACAUGCUGUGAGGACUACAAGAAGCUCCACUGCAUUGUGACAUUCUGUGAGUACUGCCAAGAGGAGAAGACGCUACAUGAGAUGGUCAAGUUCUCCGGGGUCAAGAGACCUUUCUGCAGCGAAGGCUGUAAGCUGUUAUUUAAGCAGGAUUUUAUCAAGCGGUUGGGUCUGAAGUGUGUCAGCUGUAACCACUGCAACCAGCUCUGUAAGAGAGGUGUGACCCGGCAACUUGGCGGCAUGACCCGGGACUUCUGCAGCGAGGCCUGUGCCAAGAAGUUCCACGACUGGUACUACAAGGCGGCGAGGUGUGACUGCUGUAAGGUGCAGGGUAACCUGACGGAGUCUGUCAUGUGGAGAGCAGAGAUGAAGCAUUUCUGUGAUCAGGAGUGUCUGUUGAAGUUCUACUGCCAGCAGAACGAGCCCAUCAUGGUCACACAGAAAGGCCCAGAGAACAGCAGCCUAGGGUAUGAAAUGCAAGGGGCCAAACUUGGGCUGGUGAACCAGGGUGCUGGGGCGUACUCUGGUGGAGGUUUGGUGAGAGAUGUCAAGAAUAAGGCAGUGCUCUGCAAGCCGCUCACUCUGACCAAGGCUACCUACUGCAAGCCACACAUGCAGAGCAAACUUUUACAGACAGAUGUAGACGAUGGUGUGAAGAGGGAGUAUGUUCCUGUACCCAUACCUGUGCCCGUCUUCAUCCCCAUGCCCAUGAAUAUGUACUCCCAGGUCACUCCCACUCCAGUCUCUCUGCCUGUACCGGUUCCUGUGCCUGUGUUCCUGCCCACCACCCUGCAGGGGGCAGAGCAGAUCGUCCAGACAAUCAAAGAACUGAAAAACAAGGUGCCCUCUGACCCUCUGGAGGCCGACCUGCUGUCUAUGGCUGAGAUGAUCGCAGAGGACCAGAAACCAGAUGUGAAGUCGGUGAAGGUGAAGAGGGAGCGUGGAGGGGAGGAGUCCUCCAGCAGCAGCAGUUCUGAGGAAGAGGAGGAGCAGGAGGAGAAGGGGCAGCUGGCGGAGAAGGGGGUACAGAAGGAGGAGGAGCAGGAGGAGGAGCAGCAGCAGGAGGAGGACAAGUACGAGUCCGACCUGGACCUGGAGGCAGACUUCCCUCAAGCCUCAGACCCUGUUCCAGUCCUGGAGGGAAUGGACGAGGACAUGGGCUUCUCUCUACCUCCAGUCCUGGCAGAGGUGAAGGAGGAGCCGGAGCAGUCGGCCCCUCAACCACAGCCCAGAAGACAAGGGAACAAGAGGCAGGCGGUAGAGGAGAGCUCAGAUCUAGCCUCGUCCUCUUCUCCCCAUGCAACAGCCAGACACUCAGAAGGACGGUCGCUUCCUCUCAAAGCUCGCUAUGGCAUCCAUGCCUGGAAACGCUGGGCUCUGUCUCCUUCUGACCAAUCAGAUGACACCAAAGAAAAGGACAGCUCCAAACCACCCCGGUCUAAAAGUAACCUGUUGUUGCUGAGUUCAGAGGAACUGAACGUGGCUCUGUCCCGGUUUGUCAGGGAGGUCUCCAGGCCCAGUGGGGAGCGUUACUCUCCAGACAGCAUCUUCUACCUCUGUCUGGGGAUCCAGCAGCAUCUCCAUGCCAAAGGCCGGAAGGAUGACUUGUUUAGUGACCCGUGCUACCAGCAGUUUGGCGAGGAGCUUAACAAGGUCCUGAAGGACUGGCAGCCCAGUGUGCUUCCUGAUGGCUCGCUGUGGGGUCGAGUGGAGGAGCAGAGCCUGUGGAGCAGCCGGCAGCUCGGGGAGCAGAGUCCUGCUGCUCUGCUGCGCUCUCUGGUUUACCUGAACACGAAAUACUUCGGUCUGCGCACCGUGGAGCAGCACCUCCGCCUCUCUUUUGCCAACGUCUACGGCCCUGAUACCGUCCAUCCUGUCACCAAGGAGACCACCGUCUGCAUCCGCGUGCCUUCCAUCUCUCAGGAUAACCACGUGCAAACAGAGUCUAGGAAGAGGAAGCGUGAGUUGGAGGAUGGCGAUCAGGACUAUGAACCAGACGACUCAGGAGGCUCCACUAUACGCUGUCCGGUUAAGCAUGAGUGUCAUCUAUACGACCUCUACAGAUCUAAGUGCCCGGCGUUGUUGCGGGAGCGUCUGGAUGUCUUCUACGUUCAGCCAAAUCCGGCCUGCAGUCCUGAGGACCCGUUGUGGUUCAGCUCCACACCACUGGAGCGACAGAUCCUGGAGAGCCUCCUCACCAGAGUCCUCCUGGUCAGGGACAUUUACACAGACAAACAACUCCUGGAGGAGGAAGAGGGCGGGGGUGAAGCAGUUGGGGGAGAGUAGCGGUCGCUUGGACUUCUGUUAGUAGAGCCUGAACAGUCGGCAGAGGAGGAGGAAGCGGACGGUAGCUUGUAGUGUGUGCACGCUCCUCCCCUGUCUUAUCAUCUGCUCCUCCUCCUCCUCCUCGCUGACAUGCUGUUUCCUCCUGGUGAGGGGUGUCCACAACAGGGAACUUGAGAUAGUAGAGGGUGAUGAAAGUGGUGUUGAAGAGCAGCCCAAACUUCUGCUGAUAGAUUCACAAACAGAGGAAGAGGUAAUGAAGCUAGUGGACAAACACUUAGAUUUUCCCUCCAGAAGAGGAGGACAGGCACACACGUCCUGAUGUGUGAUGGGACCUAGUUGGGAGAAAUAGGAGGAUGAGGAGUAAGAGUUAAAGGAGGUGGAGCUGUAAUUUCUCCUUAUGGUCAAACAAAGUUAAAUCAGGUAGAAGGCAAAUUAUCAUGGAUAUCAUCAUGAUAUUUUGGAAAGAUAGGAUGUGCUGUUGUGCGUUGCCAGCAGUUCUGAUCUCAAGACGUGUUUUUAUAGUGUUCAGACAAGCAGCUUGAAAAUAUUUAAACUUUGAACAACACAGAAUCAUGCUUGAACAAAGGUUAUCUGCAGCAACCAGGAGGCUACAAGGUGAACAGACAGGAUGUCAUGGAGUUAUUUUCUCUAACUCUCAGCUUCAUGUCCUCCUUGCCAUCGCUCUGUGGAUGGGAAAAUGAGUGGAGUGCUUCGGGUAAAGAGAGUAACUUAAUUUUUUACAAAGCAAGGGAGAAGGCAGAUUAAUGGUCUGGGUGAAACCAGAACCAGGAGGAAAAGGUAGUGGAAGGCUGAUGCUGUGUCUAAAAAGUUGGAAGUUAGAAAUUCCCUGCUGGUAGGUCGAAAUUCCAUCUUUUGAUACAAAAAAUACAAGCACGAUCGUUUGUUGUUGUUUUUUUUUUUUUUGUUUUUUUUUUUUUAGGUCAACAUUCAGCAGCUAAUCGUGCUUCUUUGUAUUUCAAAUACAAUUGUUGCACUGACUAUGAAAGGUGGAAAGAUUCAGGACCCCACCUAUCAUUGAUGUAACAAUGUACUUUUGUCUAGUGCUACUUCACGGUUGGGGUUUCAAAAUUUCUACUGUUGGAAGGAGGCACAUUUCAAUCUUCAAUUCACUACACCAAAUAUUUGUUUAGUGAAUCUAAGUUCAGUCUGAUUGAACUUUUACAUUUGAAAUCAUGAAAGAGGUACUGUCAAUUUGCGACUGGGAGCAAAUACAUCUUGCUCCGUUCUUCAUAGAAAUAAAUGGUGAGCAAAAUCGGUUCUGACUGCACCAUAAAGGUAUGGUGACAUUACACUUCCAUUUUGCAAAUAUUCACUCCGCUUCCCAUUCACCUUUUAUUGAAGCCCGUAUGACAGCCAAAUUCAAGCAUGCGUUUCCUGUUUCGGUGCGAUCUCCAGCCGGCUCUGGUGGUUUCGCAGGUCAGAGUUCACCUUUGUUUCAUCACCAUAUUUAGUACGUUAUCACACUAUCAGACUACAAACUGCAGCGUCGCUCUCGCACACUGCUCUGAUCAAUAUUUAAUACCUGCAUCAGAAACGUGCCAUUACACCCUUUUUUGUGGCCGAGUGCGGGGCAAUUUCGUAGGAUGGGAAUGUUAUGUGACCGUACCUUUUUUUUUUUUGCAGGGAAUAUUGUGAAGUCACCAAACGUGUACCUCAGUGUACCAAUAAGAAUGGAAAAAGCUGUAAGUCAUCCGCCUUAACAGGUUAACAUAAGAGUCAGGGAGAUGUCAGUCAAGCACAGACCAGUAAAGGGAUCUAAUCAGGUAAAAUAAGUGAAGUCACCUGUGUGGGUCUGUAGCGCCUUUUAAGAUAAGAUGAUUUUAAAAGUGAUUCUGUUUAGUGCUGACAGUGUCAAACGCCAAUAAGUGCACAAUGGAAACCUCCAGUAAGAAAAUUUUUGCCACCUGUGGUCUUUUUGUCACAUUUUUCACUGCACAAGGAUGGAAUUUCUGACUUUCCGACAUGUCUGGAACGUGCCACACGACCAGCAGCCUCUUCCGCUCAGUCAGGGCGACCUACCAUAUCCCACAUCUCCAUUAACUGGGCUGCUUUCAUUCCUUCCCAUCAUCCCGUCACUACUCUUCCUCUGUCAGUACUGCUCUCAGGCGAAACUGUUGUACCACAGAGGACUUCAGCUCAGAAGGGCAGGAGUCAGGACUGAUCCCAGGACGGUGAAAGAGGACUUGAUCUAAACCUCGUGUUAUCUCAGUCAGUCAAACCUGACUGGCUGUGGUGCGGCGUAAAGGCAACUUACCCACAUGCUGCGUUUCUUUUAUAGGACAUUAGGGGAACCCUCAUCCAUGCAAUGUAGCAUUAUGUGUGUACUAAGCCCAGAUUGGGUUGCUUUGAAGUGUAAAUAUCUCUGAAACAGGACGGUUAUUUGAGAUGGAGUCAACACAGAGGGACACUGUAGUUUGGGGAAAAUAAAAACACCCACUGAAACCUUCCGCUUGAAAUCCCGCCUCCCGAGAAGCCUUUUUAAAAAGACUGAUUAUUUAUUUGUUUUUUAUUAGUUUGACUGUAUCCUCUUUACGUUGGGAUGGGAUUUUUGUGUGUGCCAUUUCCUUCUCAACCGUCAUUCAACCUGCUGCAGUCCCUCGCCUCUCUCUUGUCCAUUAAAGGGUAUCGUGCAGGAACCUGCUAAACAUGAAGGACACUGAUUAUUCAGAGCUCAACAGACUAUUUUUGAAAGUUUCCAUUCUGCCUUUUCCCCAUGUUUGUAUUUUCCUGGCGUUUGUUAUUCUUGGUCUCCUUUUAAUCUUAAUAUUGAUUUAGUUUGAAAACUGAGCACUUAAUAAGUGCCCUAUUAUUCUUCCAAGCUGUUUUAGUGCUAGCACUGCAAAGCAAACGCUUGUAUUGUAAUAAAGAAUUGGUUGGACAUUUGAAUUUUUUAUUUUUCAUGAACUAAACUCAUGUUUUCUUUCCAAGUUACACUAUCCAUUGUUAAUUUCUUUAUUUUUCUAUUUAUGUGGUUCAAGAAGUACUUUUUUUUUUUAAAACUUUCUAUGUUUUGAGUUUUAUUUGAAUUUGCUUUCUGAUUGUUUGAAUAAAUUGGAGAAAGUGUCAUCAAGUUAAAAUCAAGUGACGAUUAUUUGAGGGUUGAUCACUUAUAAACUUUAAAGAGUGAGAAUACUCUGUGAUGUAAUGCUGGCUAAAUUUUACACCAAACAAAUGUACGUUUUCACAACCAGUGCUCAAAAUAUAAGGAACACCCUCCAGAUGAGUUUGACCCACCAUGAACACAAUGUCUCAAAUUUCUCACUCACAAAAUCAAACAUGUCAUCUUUGCACGAUUCACAUCACUGCUCCUCCUGACUGAAGUGGUCUGGGAAUCCACUGUUACAGUUUUAUUUACCUAAAAAGCCGGUGUUCCUGUUAUUUUGUACACUUGACUGUGCAUUUAAAUGGUCUAGAACUGCAGUGUAACAUUUCAGGAACAAAGGUAGUGGAUUUAGAGGGAUAACAUUGGUCCAAACCUUUAAACUUGAUUGUGGAAGUUAACAAAACUUACCCUUGAUCAUAGGACCCUGGUAAAACCUGGCUGAUUUUCCUGCUGGACUCGGAGGCAGUGACCGAACCUGCCACAGGUUUGGACCUACAGUAGAAGCUGUUGCUGGCUUUAAUGCCUAACGUGAAUGUGCCUAUCUGUAUAUACUGAAAGUGAGUGAUUGUGACUUGAGUCUGAUGCUAUGUGUGUGGGCUGAUCUGCUGAUCUGGUCGUGUUAAAUAAAUGAUUUCAUUUUCUAACCAGA
This is a messenger RNA of Siniperca chuatsi (mandarin fish), 8191 nucleotides long. RefSeq names its product zinc finger, MYM-type 2 (gene zmym2). Gene Ontology annotation, molecular function: zinc ion binding. The transcript is spliced from 25 exons. Bases 177 to 4418 code for a protein of 1413 amino acids. The record is from RefSeq and is a predicted model, not a curated record. Lineage: Eukaryota; Metazoa; Chordata; Actinopteri; Centrarchiformes; Sinipercidae.